Messenger RNA from Penaeus monodon (black tiger shrimp), 4143 nucleotides. RefSeq names its product epidermal growth factor receptor kinase substrate 8-like protein 2. The record is from RefSeq and is a predicted model, not a curated record. Gene Ontology annotation, molecular function: actin binding. Gene Ontology annotation, biological process: regulation of Rho protein signal transduction; Rho protein signal transduction. Lineage: Eukaryota; Metazoa; Arthropoda; Malacostraca; Decapoda; Penaeidae. Gene Ontology annotation, cellular component: plasma membrane.
CUUUCAGUACCGGGAACGGAACCAGUAUGAAGGAUGGGAAUCCGACUACCACAGUGGCUACAGUUCGGCAUACGACAGAGACCGGAUGUCGCCCUACAGAUCAGAUCACCGUGGCCAUUCCACGGCCAGCAAUGGUUAUUCAUCGGACAAUGGAUCCGUCGGGAGUGCCGAGGAUGGUCCGACCUACGUCCUGGAGCACCUGGCCACCUUCAGAGUGUCGCCAGAAUCAGACCUCGUAUACCCCGCAGAUGGGAUGCGACGUCUUCUACACAUGGAGAAAACCUCAGGAAUCUGGACACAAAAGAUGAUGUUGCGGCUAGACAAGAAAUGGGUUUGCAUACAGUCACAUGAAAAUGGGGACACUGUGGAAAAGUUCCCUAUGGAGUUGAUAAGGGAGCCAACAGCAUUUACAAGCGAAGACCCAAAAGAGCUGUACAACAAUAUUUUCAUCUUCAUUGUGGCGGAAGAUCCUAAGCGUAACUACCAAAACCCAACAGAAAUGCAUAUUUUCCAGUGCUUACGAAUUAGCGCCAAAGAUGUGGUGGAAGACAUGAAGCUUUUCAUGUCUGGCAAGGGAGUGCCUGGGCGAGGGCGAGCAGCCAGAGCCGGGCGUGGAGAGCACAUCCCACCUCCCCCUCAGGAGCCAGCGCCUGAACCUCCACUGGGAAUGAAUGGAUAUCGAGCAGACUUCUCGGACAGCGAAGUGCGCGGCGAGGCCCGAGGUCCGAGGUCCGAGAGGUCGAGUGUCAGCCACAAUGACGACGUCUCGAGCACCAGCAGCGAGAAGUACGAGCGGGACGUGGCCAUCCUCAACUCCUGCUUUGACGACAUCGAGCGCUUCAUCGCCCGGCUGCAGCACACCGCCGCCGCCACGAGGGAGCUCGAACGCCGGAGGAGGUCCCGAAAGUCCAAGAAGAAAGACAUUGGUGAUGGCCUGCUGUCAAUGCGUGCCAAGCCUCCACCUGAGAGGGAGUUUGUUGAUAUCUUCCAAAAAUUCAAGCUCUCAUUUAACUUACUGGCAAAGCUGAAGUCCCACAUCCAUGACCCAAAUGCCCCAGAACUUGUACAUUUCCUGUUUACUCCGUUGGCACUUAUUGUUGAUGCUUCACGCGACUCAAACUAUGGGCCAAACCUGCCUGCUAAGGUCCUGUCUCCCCUGCUGACUGCUGAUGCCAUUGACCUCCUCACCAACUGCCUCACAUCACGAGAGACAGAAUUAUGGCAGAACCUGGGAGAGGCUUGGUGUGUCCCUCGAAGCAUGUGGAAGUACAAUGUUCCACCUUAUCAGCCAGUAUUUUCCAGUGGCUGGGCACCUGAACUUUCGGAGAGUGAGCGGCACUCAGAGGUGGUUUCAGAUGGCAAACGGAACAGAGAGGGUCGUCUGCAAAGUGAGGAGUACGGCAGCGACUUCUAUGAUUCUGACCGACGGGGAGCAUCACCCCCACCACCGGGUCGUUACUAUGGACGUGAUGAGAGGCCACGGUCAAUGACUCCUCCUUCAGAAUAUCCACAAGCAGGGAGAAGUGACAUCUCCCAAGACUCCAUGGAUCAGCCUACUUUUGAGAAGCAUCAGCGGCAGUGGCUCAAUGACCUCAAGUCACGCGGGGCUAAAAUUGUACAGGUGACAUACCCACGCACCGCCAAUAACGACAAAGAGCUCACAGUUGUUCGUGGCGAAUAUUUGGAGGUGCUGGAUGACAGUCGCAAGUGGUGGAAGGCAGUAAAUGCACGAGGACAAGUUGCUCAUGUCCCACACACAAUAGUGACUCCAUAUGCCGCUGACCAGGAUGGUAAGGAAGAUUACCGUGCUGGUGCUCAACGGAAUGCCCCACCACCCGUCUGGAAGGGCAAGAAAGGCUUUCGUAACUCCUCCAAACAACCGAAAGUCCCUGCAGAUUUUGACUCAGAUUCAAGUGAGGAGUUCCACAAAAGACCCACACCAGGGUACGGCUCCAAUGAAUCGAGUGACGAAGAUGCUGCAGGUUCACGUAAGAAGAACAGUACAAUCCCUGCUCCCCCUCCCCCUCCACCCCCAGACUUUACCCCAAGUAACUCAGUGGCUAAGAGAACUCCUAAGCCUAGACCCAGUAAUGCAAACCAGAUGUAUGCUACGACUAAAUCUAAUGUGGACAUGAUGAAUGAAGAACUGAAGCUGGUGCUCGAGUCAUUCCGCCGUCAGAGGCCACAUCUAGAUAUUCAGAAAACACCUGAUGUUUACAUAUACCAAAAUUCAACCCCACAAGAAGUGCAAAAAUGGCUUGAGAUGAAAGGCUUUUCCAAAAGAAUUCGGAAACAGUUUGAGGGUGUUGAUGGAGAGAAACUGUUUGCACUGGACCGGGACCAACUCAUUUUGCAUUGUGGGAAGGCUGAGGGCAUUCGGUUAGACUCUCAGAUCACUAUACAGCGUAAUGUCACAGGGUACAAGACUGCGCGCUCAUCAGAACUUCGGCAGAUUCUAGCUCAGAGAAGGAACAAAGUUGAAGCUGACAAGACUGAUGCAAAAGAAUCAAUCACAGAAGACUUUAGCUUCCUUAGAGACUAUGAUAAGACUGGUUAUCAAACUGACUCAGAAUCAGAAGAUGAUGAUAUGGAGGUCCCAGGUGCCUCGGGUGGACAUGCUGGUACACUUAAAGAACAAAUUAAAAAGCAGAGAAAGAAGAUACAAAAUCAGGCCCUUGAUGACAAGGCUUCUCGGUGAAUAACUUCCUUCACGUCGGUUGUAGAUUUUAAGCAAAGAGAAUUGAUAUAAUGAGUCUAUAUUAUCAGUCAGUCCUCAGACCAGUGAGUUCUUAUAGCCUAAGAUGUCUAAAGCUAUUUGAAAAUUUUAGGUUUAACAGUCAUAUCAUAUAUGUAUAGUCUCAUUAACCAUUGAAUGUAUAAUUAUAUAUAUUCCAGUGAGGAUAUUUAACCCCUAAUGAUUUGUGUAAUAUAUUUCUAAGCAUCCAGAGUAUUUAAGACUAUAGAUAGUGUAUAUCCAUGGCCAUAUAUAGGAUAGUUUACUGGCUUAGGUAUGUUCAAGAUAAUGUGUAGCAAAAGCUGUUGAAUUGUUAUUUUCAUUUUGUAUGAUGUUAGGAACUGUUUGUGUUGUAGAAUUUGCAUGUAGCAACUACUGUUUGCUUUUGCUGGGAAAAUUCUUACAGCCUUGAUGGUAUGUAACAAUCACUCUUUUAAAAUAAAACCGUAUUAUUAAGUACAUUUGUAAUGUGCAUGGAGGUCAGUAUGUUAUUUUUUAUGUGAUAUAUUCUUACUUUUUUGUAAUUACCUGUUGAUAUGUUCAUAACUGUAUAAAUCUAAUAGAGUGAAAAAUAAUAUAUACUUCAGAUAUGAUAGAGAUAUAAUGUUGGUAUUUUCUCCAGGAACUUUAGCAUUUUUGGUUAUGUAGAUGUAGUUAUGGUAUAGCUAAUAUCUAUCAGUAUGGGAGCUUAAAUAAAAAUGUCUGAAGUAAAGGUUAUAUUAUAAUAUUCAGUGGAGAUAGUAAGGAAAACAAAUAACUUUUUCACUUACUAUAACAAGAAUCAGAUAUAUUGCUCAUUUUCAGUUCCAACAAGUAAGCUGGACAUUUUACCUUAAAAGCUGUAGGUAAACUGCUUAUAGUCUUUUAGGCAACAGUUAAUUGUUCCUGGACAUAUUUACUCAACAAUGCCAUAUAUCAGGAAUUUGAUUGUUUACGUUUAUGAGAAGGGAUUUUCAUUGUGAUGUGGAUUACAAGGAUAUAUUUCCUUUUUCCUCUUUCUAGUUACUGUGAAUGCAACGAAUUUAGAAUAUUAGUAUUGGAAACAUUGAAAAUGUUCUGUAGGGGAUGAGGAAGGACUGAAUAGUCUUUGUCUAUAAGAUCAUUUUGGCAGUUUUUCUUAACAACAAUAAUAAUAAUAAUAAUAAUAAAAACAGUAGUAAAAUCAGUAUUUCCUAGUUCCAAAGGGAUAUUUCAGUGGAAUUUUCCUCUCGCCUUGAAUUCCUGUACUACUGCAAUUACCAUAAUGUUUUUUUAAAACUACAUGCAAUGUUAGUUUCUACUUUUGAUUCCUCUUUGUAAAGAGACACUUGAGGUGAAGGAGACCUAUAUGUUCCACUAGAAUUUCUUAGCAAUAAUCAUGUAUGUAAGAUUUGUAAUUUCUCCAGGGAUAGAAUAAAAGGCUUGCAGUU